AAUAAAUUAGAUUUAUGAUCCCUCUGGGAGUUUGUGGCUACUAUAAAUUAUUAUUAUUGUUUGCAGCUCGUUCUUCUCACUUCUCCUGCUGCUAUGACUCUCAGGCUUUCCCUCUUACCUUUUCUUCUUCUCACCUUCCCCUCGCUGCUGCACUCAGUCAUUGGUUCACACUAUGGAGUUUUUCCUUCAAGGACUGAAAACCUUUACACACUCCGUUGUCGUAUAGGUGGUUUGAUUGAACCUCAAGAUGGUAUAGAGUGGCUCUUUAACGGUUCUGACUACAGGAAUCAUACCCCUUGUUUCGCUGGAGCUGUUGCAACUGGAAACAGAAUCACUUUUAGCCACUCAUCAGACUGUGAUGGCUAUAUUCAAUGUGGCAAUAGCACAGAAUAUUCUCUUCCUGUGCAACUCCAGGCUGAGCCAGAGCACUCUUCUUUCUAUCGACAGGGGCAGAUAAAUAUUGUGAGGCCUCAGGGAUCUUCUGUCACGCUCCCUUGCAAUGUCAUUGUGUCUGCUAUAGAUGGGCUCAAUGUGAGAUGGAUAAAGAAUGCAGGGGGUACCAAUGAGAUGGAACUUAUGUCGCUUAAUGAAGACUAUUCCGUCACUUUGACCAACUUGGAACCCACCUCCUCAUCAAUAUUUUACAGAUGUGAUGUCAUUACUGAUAGUGGAGUAUUUCAAGGUCAAGUAUUUUCUCUCAGAGUAGUGCCCUAUAGUCCUCCAAAUAUAACUAGUAUUGAAGCCAGCAAUGAUGACGAAGAUGAAAUAGAAAUCGUUCUCAGUGCCAGUGGAACAAGUCUUAAUUUCUCUUGGUUACUUGAUGGAAUGGAACUUAAGGAUGACAACGGCAACGUCAAAAUUGAAACCGAAAUCAGAAAUGGAGGUAGCAAGAGCACACUAGAGCUGUCUCGUAGAAUGAUUACUCGUGCCAGAAACCUCACAGGGAUUGCUAGCAAUAUCGACACAACCAAUAGCAGUGAUUUAAGAGGCAUGAUAUCUGAAGUUAUGAGGAAUAGAAGUGACAGUGUUCAACUAUGGCUAUAUCCUGCUGUAACUCCUUUUCCUACUCAAACUACUACUCCCUCGUCUGGGUCUGGUUCUGUUUGUGAGCAAAAGGCUAAUGUCUAUAUGGCUCUCUUUAUUGCUAGCAUUGUAGCAGUUUUCCUCUUGAUUCUGGGUAUUGCUGCUAUGAGCGUUAUUCUGUACUACAAGUCACAUUGUAACGGGGACAACAACAAUAAUAAUGAAUAUGAUGUUCAGCAGUGCCCAAACUGCAAGGGAGGCUUUACCGUAGAACAAAGACAAUCAGUGACUUCGUUUGUAUUGAAACUGACUGGUUUCAUUGGUGAAAUUGGAUCUCAGAACUACACUUCUGAAGAAGUAAAGUCCCUAUCACUCAAAAUCACGCGCUUCCUAUCACAAGUAACAGAAGAGCACAAGACACCAGAGCGUCAAGUAAAGUUGGAUGGCUCAUCUGAGGAGAUACAGGUAUUUGAUAGCUCUCACAACCACUCUUCUUCUGUUCAUUAUCAUCAUCAUCAUCAAUAUGAAGAGAUUAGACCAGCUGAGCUUAAGCUUGUGAAUAAGCUAGGAGAAAGAAAUACCAGUGUCACUAUGAUGGAGGAGGAUGUCUUUAUCAAGAAUAUGUUUGAUGGGAUAGAUCUUGAAACUGUAUGCAAGGCUAUGUCUGCAUUAUCUUCUAAUGAAUGUACAUAAAAAUGUUGCAGAUAAUACUUAAUAUUAAAGAAAAUAUCGAAGAAUUUUAUUUUUUUAGUGAGUGUAUAAGUACUUUCAAUUGAUUUGCAAUGUUCUUAAUAUUAAUUUAUUAAUUUUUUGUCAUCAGCACCUCCAAUGUUGACACUUAUGUGAAUGUAAUUAUUAUAAUUAUUGAGUUGUAAAAGACACGCCC
Messenger RNA from Amphimedon queenslandica, 1909 nucleotides. RefSeq lists its product as uncharacterized. The transcript has 5 exons. NCBI's taxonomy places the organism in Eukaryota, Metazoa, Porifera, Demospongiae, Haplosclerida, Niphatidae. Bases 94 to 1716 code for a protein of 540 amino acids. The record is from RefSeq and is a predicted model, not a curated record.